Ciona intestinalis (vase tunicate) is the source of this 2004-nucleotide messenger RNA. NCBI's taxonomy places the organism in Eukaryota, Metazoa, Chordata, Ascidiacea, Phlebobranchia, Cionidae. The record is from RefSeq and is a predicted model, not a curated record.
GCUUAGUGUUCUCGAUAAUUUAAACUUUGCGUUGCCAUUAUAACAUUUGUGGCUCUCUACUGCCUUCUAAUGUCAUACCGGGAUCUUCGUAACUUCACAGAGAUGAUGAGAGGACUUGGCUAUCCUCGACUCAUAUCUGUGGAAAACUUCAGGCAACCAAACUUUGAACUGGUGGCUGAGAUUCUUCUCUGGCUUAUACAGAGGUAUGAGCCAGAUGCUCACAUCCCAAAGGACAUCGACACAGAGCAGGAUCGCGUCAUCUUUAUCAAAUCCUCUGCUCAAUUCAUCGCAACCAAGAUUCACAUUAAGUUGAACACCAAAAGAUUAUACAUGGCUGAUGGAUAUUCUGUCAAGGAAUUAUUAAAAGUUGCUUCUGUUCUCCACUCAGCCAUGAAAGCAAUUGAUCAUUCCUCUGCUGGGGACUCACAAAGCAGUCACAGUCUUACCACGUUUGAUAUUGCUUCGAAAAUCAACGAGUUGAAAGCUGUUCGUCAACUUGCAUCGGAAGUCACACAACGAGGAGCCACGUUGUAUCAUCUUUUAUCACAGGAACCUGAACUUAGAGAUGCACGGAUGUCGGCUCUUGCCCACCCACUAGAUAUCAACACUAUUGAGAAGGGGCUAAGGUCAAGCAUAAUGAAAGUUGAGCAAAACACAAAAUCCACACUUCAGAAACUUGACAACGUGGCAGCAGAUGAAGCAAACCUUGAAGCCAAGAUUGAAAAGAGAAAAUCGGAAUUGGAUCGUUCCAAAAAGCGUCUCUCCACUUUACAAAGUGUCCGCCCAGCAUUCAUGGAUGAGUUUGAACGUUUAGAAGAAGAAUUAAAACUUCAAUACGCCAGUUACCUGAUUAAGUUUAGAAACAUGACGUACCUUGAACACCAAAUGGAGGAUCAUAACAGACAAGAACAAGCAAGAAUGAAUGAGAAUGAAUUGUCAUUAAGGAGAAUUCAAACUCGCUUGAGAGAAGAAGAGAAGAAGGUAAUUCUCAACGAUUCGUUUCUCGAUAAUGACGCACUUGAUGGAUUGGGGUUAGGGGGCAGUGGUGAGGAUUCGGACGACUUAAACAAUGAAAAUCUUGAAAAAAGACCUCAGAACCCUGAACGUCCCCAUGCUGGUGUUCGUAGAAGUAUGUACAUCGAUGGUAGCGACGAUGACUCGUUAUCCAGUGAUGAUAUUGAUGUGGCCGAUGAUGAUGAUGAUGAUGAUGUCAUAAGCGAUGACGAACUCAUGUUGCGCGGGGAAGUCCCAGAAGGUGGGGUCCCAUCACAGGACGAAGAUGACGAUGACGAUUUUUAAAAUUGACAAAUGAUUUUGUAUAAUAAAGUGAUGGUUAAGAACAAAAUAUUUUUUAUAAAUUUAAAAUGUUUCAUUUAAAAAUUUGCCAAAGCCUAGAGCUUAUAAGAAAACUAUUUUCCGAUGCUGAAAUAAAGGUCAUAAAAUAUAAAGAAAGCUAUUUAAUGUAUUUAAAAACAACUUCUUGUUAAGAACAUUUUUUUAGUAAAAUUAAUAAAAAUGUAAGUUAAAUUUUGGUUUACACAAACACAAAAUUUAAAAAUUCUCUGAAAUAAAAUAUUGAUGUUGACCAAAUUUAUUUAAUAAAAAUAAUUUCUCAUCUAAACCAGUAGUUCUUAAGCCCUUUCUUUGAUGCAACCCCUUUAAACCCCCAACAAGUAUUUUACCCUCUUCUAGAAUUGUUUAUAUAGUGUAGACCCAACAAACCUUAAUAAUUUAGCAUCCCAGCAAACCUGGUUAAGAAAGCCUGUUCCAAAGUUUAAUAAAUAUAGUUUGUUUGUUUCUUCACUAUAAUAUAUGUUUUGCUGCAUUAGAAUAUAAGUAUAUCAUGUUAUAGUUGUAUUUUCUGGUAUUUCAUAGGUAGUAACUUUAGUUUACACAAUGAUAUGUAUGCUUUAAUCUGUUAUGCCACAACACUGUAAACUUUGUCGCUUUUGUUACCACUUGGAGAAUCAUGAGCAAAAUUAAACGUACCAAGGUAUUGUUAAA